AUGCCAUCCGAACCAUGGCCCCUCGCUCCUCGCGAGCCCAAAAAGCCCCCAACCGGAUGUGCAACGACCCGAUCCUCCUACUUGUUCCGCGGCCGCACCCUUGGCGAAAUCAUUUCUUGCAGCCCCAGCCCGAAAGUCACCUGGCGCCCCUCAGACCAGCUCAUCAUGAAGUCGUUCCUGGCUUUCUACCGCCUCUCCAUCCCUGCGAUCCGCUCUAUGGCUGCUGGCCCCACAACCGUCAAGUCACGCCAGCGUAUCCUGAACGAGUCUUCCAGUGACAGCAAACCCUGCCCGACCCUUGUUGAGCUUGCUGCCAAACUGAACAUUGAAGUGGCCUCGCUCUCAAACGAAGAAUGGAUUGCGAUUCGGAAGAAAAUGUCGAGCAGCAUGAUCCACACACUUACAAAAGCCAUCAACAAAGGCAUACUGCACCCCGAUUUCGAUGAAGAUAUUGGUGUCCCCGCUCUCAACUGGCCCAACGACGUGAGGGACGCCUGGACUCAUAAGGAAUGGUGGGGAGACGAGGAGGCCAGGCUGCCGCCACCACCGCCACAAACAUCCGACGUUGCAAGUUCGUCUUGCACCGCCAGCGUUCAUGACCGUCAUGACGGAAGCCCCUCUUCAUCCAUGUCCCGUCCAGCUUCACCUCUCUCGGUUCAUUUACCUCCAGAUCGCCUGUGCUCCCCGCGUCUGAUCUCUACCCCGCCAUCGAUACCACCACCAUCGCAACCAAGGAAGCAGCCGCCUCCACAACUCAGCACCGUCAUCUCUGCUGCAAAACACCUUCGCCAAGCUACUGCCCAACACCUCUCAUCCAUCAUUGCCGAAGGCGAUGCAUGGCAGGCCACGCUCCCAACGCUCCCCUCAGCCGUCCUCGGCCCGUCCUGUCGAGCUCGCCAGUCUGCUCUUCGCGCCAUCCUUGACAUCGACCUCUUCAUGGACGAGCUGCUUCCGCUCUCUCGACCGCUCCCUCGACCGGACAAGACGGUGGACUCAGGCCCUUUUCCUCCGUUGGUCCCUGGGUUAUUGGACCUCAAGAUGACGAGACACAUGGCCCGGGUCUCGAGAGACGGUGCCGCCCAGGAUCUCCGUGUUGCGUUUGAGGCUGCGUCUAGAUGCUCCAAGGCGGGAGGGAUGACUAGGGCCUGGGCCAGGAUGGGUCUGACCGACGGCUUCAGCGGCCUGCGUGUUGAUGAUUGCAGCUGA
Colletotrichum graminicola M1.001 is the source of this 1206-nucleotide messenger RNA. RefSeq lists its product as uncharacterized. The transcript is spliced from 2 exons. Bases 1 to 1206 code for a protein of 401 amino acids. Lineage: Eukaryota; Fungi; Ascomycota; Sordariomycetes; Glomerellales; Glomerellaceae. The record is from RefSeq and is a predicted model, not a curated record.